This is a messenger RNA of Suncus etruscus (white-toothed pygmy shrew), 2035 nucleotides long. RefSeq names its product aldo-keto reductase family 1 member C15-like. Lineage: Eukaryota; Metazoa; Chordata; Mammalia; Eulipotyphla; Soricidae. Gene Ontology annotation, molecular function: aldose reductase (NADPH) activity; steroid dehydrogenase activity; ketosteroid monooxygenase activity. Bases 188 to 1924 code for a protein of 578 amino acids. The transcript is spliced from 15 exons. The record is from RefSeq and is a predicted model, not a curated record. Gene Ontology annotation, cellular component: cytosol. Gene Ontology annotation, biological process: steroid metabolic process.
CUACUUCCUGCAAACAUAGGCAGACAUACAGAAACUGCCACUCCAGGCCCAGUUUCACUUUGAAAGACUUGGCUGCUUGCCCUGGUCAGCUUAUUGUCAGGAAAUAAGAACCCUGGGACUUGCCACUACUGGAAUUUGUGCUCUGGGCAGUUAAGUAAGGACUGUGGGCAGCAGCUCUUUGGUGGUGAUGGAGCUGAAGGGCAGUCGAUGUGUGCGGCUGAGUGACGGGCACCUGAUGCCAGUGCUGGGCUUGGGAACCUAUGCUUCUGAAGAUGUUCCUAAGAGCAAAUCAUAUGAGGCCACCAAAGUAGCCAUUGAUGUCGGAUACCGGCACAUUGAUUCUGCUUACUUAUAUCAAAAUGAGGAAGAAGUGGGAGCAGCCAUGAGAGAGAAGGUGGCAGAUGGCACUGUGAGAAGGGAGGACUUGUUCUACACCACCAAGGUAUGGGCUACUUUUCUUCAACCAGACUUGGUUCGUUCGUGCCUGGAAAGAUCCCUAAAGAAACUGAGGCUGGACUUUGUGGACCUCUUCCUCAUUCACUUGCCAGUAUCUCUGAAGCCAGGAGAGGAGAUCUUGCCCAUAGAUGGCGCCGGGAAGGUGAUACAGGUUCCUGUGGAUCUGUGCGAGACAUGGGAGGCCCUGGAGAGAUGCAAAGAUGCGGGGUUAACCAGGUCCAUUGGUGUGUCUAACUUCAACCGCAGGCAGCUGGAGAUGAUCCUCAUGAAGCCAGGACUCAAGUAUAAGCCUGUGUGCAACCAGGUGGAGUGUCAUCCUUAUCUGAACCAGCACAAGCUGCUAGACUUCUGCAAGUCCAAGGACAUUGUCCUUGUGGCCUACAGCGCCCUGGGGUCCCACAGAGACCCUAGAUGUGUCCCCAAAGACAGUCCAUAUCUACUGGAGGAUCCAGUCCUGAAGGCCAUUGCCAAGAAAUAUAAACGCAGCCCUGGGCAGGUAGCCCUGCGCUACCAGCUGCAGCGAGGAGUGGUAGUGCUGGCCAAGAGUUUCAAUGAGAAGAGAAUCCAGGAGAACUUCCAGGUCCCUAAGAGCAAAGUUUAUGAGUCCACCAAAGUGGCUAUUGAUGUCGGCUACCGACACUUUGAUGCUGCCUACAUGUAUCAAAAUGAGGAAGAAGUGGGAGAGGCCAUGAGAGAGAAAGUGGCAGAUGGCACUGUGAAGAGGGAGGACUUGUUCUACACUACCAAGGUGUGGUCUACUUUUCUUCAACCAGACUUGGUUCGUCUAUGCCUGGAACGAUCCCUAAAGAAAUUGAAGCUGGACUAUGUGGACCUCUUCCUCAUUCACAUGCCGAUAGCUCUGAAGCCAGGAGAGGAGAAUUUUCCCAAGGAUGGUACUGGGAAGUAUAUCCUUGUGCCUGUGGAUCUGUGUAAGACAUGGGAGGCCCUGGAGAAAUGCAAAGAUGCAGGGUUAACCAGGUCCGUCGGUGUGUCCAACUUCAACCGCAGGCAGCUGGAGAUGAUCCUCAACAAGCCAGGACUUAAAUACAAGCCUGUGUGUAACCAGGUGGAGUGUCAUCUUUAUCUGAAUCAGCAAAAGCUACUGAACUUCUGCAAAUCCAAGGACAUUGUCUUUGUGGCCUACAGCGCUCUGGGCUCUCACAGGGACCCAAAGUGGAUCAAAGGAGGUUGUCCACAAUUCUUAGAGGAGCCAGUCCUGAAUGACAUUGCCAAGAAACACAAUCGUACUCCCGGGCAGGUGGCCCUGCGUUACCAGCUACAACGAGGGGCAGUGGUGCUUGCCAAGAGCUUCACUGAGAAGAGAAUCAAGGAGAAUUUUCAGAUGUUUGAAUUUGAACUGACCCCAGAAGACAUGAAAGUCAUAGAUGGUAUCAACAGGGACUUCCGCUACUUCUACCUAGACUUUGCGAUUGGACACCCCAACUAUCCUUUUGUUGGUGAAAAGUGAAUGUUAUAUGUCCCCACUACUCCUACCCUAUGUGGAGGAACCCUUUUACCUUCGUAUCACCUUUCAUGGCUGAUAGAAGCAGUGCCUAUGGAUUAACCUGGCCUCUCCUGU